AUGGCAGAAAUUAAAUUCACUCGUCCUAUUCGUGAAGCUCUCGACUCACUUAUAGAAAAUUCCAAAGUGAAAAAACCUACUAAAAGAAUACCGAACGCAUUUAUACUCUUUCGAAAAGUAUAUACUCUAGAGUUAAGUUUGCGAAACUGCCACAUGAAAGCAAACGAGAUCUCAAAGCUUUGUGCUGUAUAUUGGAAAAAUCUUCCCGACGUAACUAAACAUGAAUUUGAACAAAUUUCGAAAGAGCUUAGGAAUAAUGCUCAGAAUAAAACACCAAAAAAAUUGGAGACUUCUAAAUAUAAGUUUAAAUUCGAAACUCCAAAUUCACUCUAUCGAAAAACAAUAAUGAGAAAACCUUCGAAUUCCAGGUCUAGUCACAAGAAUUCAAACCACAACAACCACCUUAAGAACACGGUCAUCAGUAACGACAAAUCCAAAGAAACUUAUAUCACGGACAAAGAUGGUCCGGCGAGCGAAAUUAUGAAAAAUUUUUCAGCUAAUAGUUCAGAGAUAAUCGCAGAAAUUAUUCCAAGCACUCCUUUUUUGCAAAACCUGACAACAAUCACACCUUUUCACGACAUCCUUAACGAAGAAAGCCAAUCUUUCUUUCAUAUGUUCGAAUAUAAUAUGGGUCCACACCACGAUUGCUACUAUAAUGAAGAUCAGCUAUUGGAAAUCUCAUGGCAGCCAAACUUAACGACUUCAAUCCUACCUUUUGAUGACGAAAGCCAAGUCAUACCUCACGUGUUUGGAAAUUAUAUGGAUCUAGAUCAAUCAGACAAUGAUAGCUAUUAUCAUUAUGAUCAAGCAUCCCCUACAAAAGGUAUUAACGUUAAAAUUAUUCCGUAUGCAAGCGAGAAAAACGGGUACAAUCAAUCUACCCAUUUAGAGAGUUCACAUUAA
This is a messenger RNA of Ambispora leptoticha, 903 nucleotides long. Lineage: Eukaryota; Fungi; Glomeromycota; Glomeromycetes; Archaeosporales; Ambisporaceae. The record is from the annotation of a GenBank genome assembly.